CGAGGUUAUGGAACCUCUGAGUCCCGCCAACUCUAUGGUCGAGCGUUUCAGGGAUCGGCCAAUCGCAAUCCAGAUCUCGUAGGAAAGCCCCGCCUCUAUCUGCAUGGAGGCGGGAAUUGCCACGAAGCUCCUGUGGAGGGAAAGGAAGCAGCUGCGGAAAGCCAAUAAGAGUGGAGGAAUUGAUGACGUCAACCAAUGGGGACGCGAGGAUAUUACGGCCAAUGAGAAUGGAGAAGGUCCAGGACACGUGGGUGGGGAAAGCUGAGCGCUGAGACCAAGGGCUAAAGCUGGGAGACUGAAAAAAUGCAGACUGCCGGGGCAUUAUUCAUUUCUCCAGCUCUGAUCCGCUGUUGUACCAGGGGUCUAAUCAGGCCUGUGUCUGCCUCCUUCUUGAAUAGCCCAGUGAAUUCAUCUAAACAGCCUUCCUACAGCAACUUCCCACUCCAGGUGGCCAGACGGGAGUUCCAGACCAGUGUUGUCUCCCGGGACAUUGACACAGCAGCCAAGUUUAUUGGUGCUGGGGCAGCCACAGUUGGUGUGGCUGGUUCAGGGGCUGGCAUUGGAACCGUGUUUGGCAGCUUGAUCAUUGGCUAUGCCAGGAACCCAUCUCUCAAGCAGCAGCUCUUCUCCUAUGCCAUUCUCGGCUUUGCCCUGUCUGAGGCCAUGGGGCUCUUCUGUUUGAUGGUUGCCUUCCUCAUCCUCUUCGCCAUGUGAGGCUCCAUGGGGGGUCACCUGCCUGUUGCUGCUGCAACUCCAUACCAUUCUUGGUGCUGGGGUGUGCUAAGCUUUACCAUUAAACACAACGUUUCUCUAAA
Messenger RNA from Pongo pygmaeus (Bornean orangutan), 815 nucleotides. RefSeq names its product ATP synthase membrane subunit c locus 1 (gene ATP5MC1). The coding region runs from base 304 to 714 and encodes 136 amino acids. Gene Ontology annotation, biological process: proton motive force-driven ATP synthesis; proton transmembrane transport. Gene Ontology annotation, molecular function: proton transmembrane transporter activity. The record is from RefSeq and is a predicted model, not a curated record. The transcript has 5 exons. NCBI's taxonomy places the organism in Eukaryota, Metazoa, Chordata, Mammalia, Primates, Hominidae.